Capronia epimyces CBS 606.96 is the source of this 882-nucleotide messenger RNA. RefSeq lists its product as uncharacterized. The transcript has a single exon. NCBI's taxonomy places the organism in Eukaryota, Fungi, Ascomycota, Eurotiomycetes, Chaetothyriales, Herpotrichiellaceae. The record is from RefSeq and is a predicted model, not a curated record. Gene Ontology annotation, molecular function: acyltransferase activity, transferring groups other than amino-acyl groups. Bases 1 to 882 code for a protein of 293 amino acids.
AUGGCCUCAUCAAGCUCGCUUCCGCCUCCCUCGCCUUCGCCCCUGGCGCAAAUCUCGGAAUUUGCCCAGGACAGUGCCUCGAUAGACUCUAGACCGGAGCAUCCAUCGCUGGCUUCGAUCCCCGAACUGACCACCAAGCCUGCCGUCUCCGAAGACGACAAAGUGGAAGCCCUCCAUCUCCUGGCGGACUCAGUUGCCCAACAACGCCAGCUUGCCUCCUCGGCCGUCAUCUUCCACCCUUUUACUCUCUCCAUGACGGCGUUGCUGUUUGGAUUGGUCUAUCAGAAACUCUACAAAGGAUCUCCAUCCGACUACGCCAUCAUUGGCACUACGUUCACGGGAGCUUUCAUGGCCGUGCUGGUCACCAUCCGUUGGCUGACAAGCGGAUACAUCGAUGAGGCCGGGAACGUCGGGACGUGGAAGUGGCUGAACAAGGGACGCGGCGAAAGGGAUAGCGGCGCCGUUGGCGACGAAGACGAGAUCCUGCUCACCUGGUUUGGUGACGAGGUCAUUGGCACUUUGAUCCUUCGUGGACAGCGGGCAACCCCACCAUCCAGCUCGGGUAGUUCGAGUCCCAAGAAAUCACGCAAGAACCACCCCGUCGUCGGUAUCAUCCGCGGCUGGACCGUGAAGCGCCGGUACCGACACAAGGGGGUAGGCCAGGGUCUGCUUGAAGAGGCGGUCCAGCUGUGCCAGAGUCAAGGGUGGAACGGACCGGAAUUUGCUGAUGACCAUGCCAACAGUCGCCAAGUCCUUCCCCGGACGUUCCAUGGCGGAUUUGCCAAGCGAGAACGCAUCGCUCGUGAGAUGCUGGAGCGAGUCAGGGACGAGGUCGGCAAGCCUAUUUCUAUUUCGGGCGGCAGCAGGAAGGGGAAGCGAUAG